Salvia hispanica is the source of this 2069-nucleotide messenger RNA. Its product is annotated as 2-hydroxyacyl-CoA lyase-like. Gene Ontology annotation, molecular function: thiamine pyrophosphate binding; magnesium ion binding; catalytic activity. NCBI's taxonomy places the organism in Eukaryota, Viridiplantae, Streptophyta, Magnoliopsida, Lamiales, Lamiaceae. The record is from RefSeq and is a predicted model, not a curated record. Gene Ontology annotation, biological process: fatty acid alpha-oxidation. Gene Ontology annotation, cellular component: peroxisome.
UUCGAAAAUCUUCUCCAAAUUCUUCAAAAUAUUUGAUGAAAGAGGUAGAGAUCAACGUACCAAAAUAUCAUCCAAAAACGUGACCAAUGUUUCAUUUGCCUUCACGUGCAAGAAUCAAAAUUGAAUCUUGGUGCAUAUACAAUUAUUUUUAAACUCGUAGGAUUAGUAUUUCAUUUCAUCCCAAAUUCUCACUCUAAUGGCGGAAGCUGACGUCAAAAAGAUGAUCGACGGCAACGCGCUGGUGUCGAUGUGCCUGUCACGCGCCGGCAUCGACAGGAUGUUCGGCGUCGUCGGCAUCCCCGUCACCUCCCUCGCCAACCGCGCCGUCGCCCUCGGCGUCCGCUUCAUCGCCUUCCACAACGAGCAGUCCGCGGGCUACGCCGCCUCCGCCUACGGCUACCUCACCGGCCGCCCCGGCGUCCUCCUCACCGUCUCCGGCCCCGGCUGCGUCCACGCCCUCGCCGGCCUCUCCAACGCCUCCGCCAACGCCUGGCCGAUGCUCCUCAUCUCCGGUUCCUCCGAUCAGAGCCUCGCCGGCCGCGGCGAUUUCCAGGAGCUCGAUCAAAUCGCCGCCGUUAAACCGUUCGCCAAAUUCUCCGCUAAAGCCACCGAUAUCACCGAAAUCCCCAAAUCCGUCUUCAGCGCCGUCGAUUGGGCCGUCGCCGGCCGCCCCGGGGGGACUUAUCUCGAUCUCCCCACCGAUGUGCUUCACCAGAGUGUUGAUGAGGCCGAGGCGGAGCGAUUGAUCGCAGAAGCCCUAAAUUCUCGAGAUAAAUCUCUAAUCGGAAACCCUAGAAUCGACAAUUCGACAAUUGAGAAGGCGGUGGAGCUGCUUAGGUCAGCGCAGAGGCCGUUGAUCGUGUUUGGAAAGGGGGCGGCUUAUGCGAAAUCCGAAAUUGAGCUGACGAAGCUGGUGGAGAGCACCGGAAUUCCAUUUCUACCGACCCCGAUGGGGAAGGGGCUGAUUUCCGAUAAGCACGAGCUGGCGGCCACGGCCGCCAGAUCACUCGCGAUCGGGAAAUGCGACGUCGCAUUAGUCGUUGGCGCGCGCCUCAACUGGCUGCUGCACUUCGGCCAGCCGCCUAAGUGGUCGAAAGACGUGAAAUUCAUCAUCGUCGACGUGUGUGAGGAGGAGAUUGAGCUGAGGAAGCCGUUUUUAGGGAUUUUGGGAGAUGCUAAAGAGGUUUUGGGAUUGAUUCAUAAGCAAAUCAAGGAUGAUCCCUUCUGUUUGGGGAAGAAUCAUCCAUGGAUUGAGGCGGUGAGGAGCAAGGCCAACGACAAUGUGGCGAAGAUGGAGGUGCAGUUGUCGAAGGUUGUGGUGCCGUUCAAUUUCUUGACCCCGAUGAAGAUCAUCAGGGAUGCAAUUUUGGGGGUGGGGAGUCCCGCGCCUGUGGUGGUCUCGGAAGGGGCUAAUACUAUGGAUGUGGGGCGAUCCGUGCUUGUGCAGACAGAGCCGAGGACGAGGUUGGAUGCUGGGACGUGGGGGACUAUGGGCGUCGGCCUUGGAUAUUGCAUUGCUGCUGCUGUGGCUUCGCCUGAUCGCUUAGUGGUGGCUGUUGAAGGGGACUCUGGAUUCGGAUUCAGUGCUAUGGAAGUCGAGACGCUUGUUAGAUAUCAACUGCCCGUGGUGAUAAUCGUCUUCAACAAUGGUGGAGUUUAUGGCGGUGACCGGAGAAACCCAGAGGAGAUAACAGGGCCUUACAAGGAUGAUCCUGCCCCAACAUCCUUUGUUCCCGGUGCAGCAUACCACAUCCUCAUCGAAGCAUUCGGGGGAAAGGGCUAUCUUGCUGGAACUCCCGAUGAGCUGAAAUCUGCGCUUGCUGAUACCUUCUCAGCAAGGAAGCCAGCUGUCAUAAACGUCACGAUCGAUCCGUAUGCCGGCGCGGAGAGCGGGAGGAUGCAGCACAUGAACUGAGGUUGAUCUGUUGAUUCCACUUAUCAAGGUCUUCUACUUGUAGUUUUGAAUGGUUACUAGAGUUGCUCUUUUUUUAAGUUUUGAACUGAGCCUUUUUACAACGACAAUAUUUUGGUUUAGAAAUAUAAAUUUGAAUAAGAGAGAAUUGGUUUCA